Mus musculus (house mouse) is the source of this 6092-nucleotide messenger RNA. It is a transcript of the gene Fbxo47, whose product is annotated as F-box protein 47. The coding region runs from base 672 to 2027 and encodes 451 amino acids. The record is from RefSeq and is a predicted model, not a curated record. Lineage: Eukaryota; Metazoa; Chordata; Mammalia; Rodentia; Muridae. The transcript is spliced from 11 exons.
GGGGCGCCCGAGAGCUGAGGACGCAGCUCCGGGGCGGAGCGGAGAGAGCGGAGCAGGAUCCGCCCCCAUUAUCUGGCGGGAAAAGCCUGAGGAGAUUUUUUUUUUUAAUUUUUUAUUUAUUUUUAUUUUUAAGUAUUUGUGAAAUCUGAGGAUGGUGGGACGAGACGACUAAAUCCCACUUUCCUGUGAUACUGUAGCCGGAAAAACUGUCGAAAUCUGUGGUAACAAGUGUUUUAUAUUCCCCAGUACUUCCGGUAGAAAUAAUUGCGUGUUUUUCAGCAGGUCCUAUUUGAUUUUUAUGCGGGCCAGUUUCUGCUCUGGUUCCCUAGGUGACCUCUUUGGCGGUGUUUAGCGCUGGCAAAGGAACGUUAAGACAAAGCGCGGUGACUUGCUGGGGUAUUUUUUCCCCUCCGGAAGAGGGUGUGGGGGCAGGGACGAGGUCGGCGCCCUUAGACCCGCCCCGUUCUCGGUGCGUGGGCGGGGCAGUGCUGCCUGUCACCGGCUCCUCGGAGGCCGAGGCAGGAGGCUCGAGAGUUCCACGCCCGCCGGGGAGCCACAAGGGAAAAACUGUAUCCCAUUGUCACAGGGCUUGUGCGCUUCGUACCUUCAGGCUAAGGGGAAAGCAGGAAGAGUUUGGUAGGAAAUAGGAUAAAUUCAUGGGAUAAGAGAAGAUGGCGUCUAGAGUAAAUACCAGUUUCACUUUGAUACCCAAGCAAAAAUGUAGACGUUCUAAUCAUCACUCCAGCUAUUUUUGCAACACCCUUGAUUCAGAUCCUCAACUCUUAUCUACACUUGGAAAUUUUAAAGUCUUACCAUUGGAAAUAUUACACAUAAUUUUAAGAUACUUGUCAGUGAAAGAUAUUGGCAUGUUAAGUAUGGUGUCUAAAACAGUCAGCCAGCACAUAAUUAAUUAUAUCUCAACAUCAUCUGGAAGUAGGAGACUUUUACUACAGAACUUUCAUGACCUUGAUCUGCCUGGCACAAAAGAAGAGACUGCUCUACUGGAGCACUACAGAGCUCUAGGUCUACUAUUUAAAAGAUGCACCUUGCUGCUUCCCACCAAGGAAAGACUGAAGUACAUUCACAAGAUACUCUCAGAAGUAUCCUGCUUUAAAUUCAGUGGCUGUUCAGUUCCUUUGCAGUGUUUAGGAUUAUCAUGUUACGGCAUGUUUUUACAGACCUUAACAGCAGGUUGGGAUGAACUUGAAUGCCAUCGUGUGUAUAACUUCUUAUGUGAGCUGACUAAUCUCUCCCGAAAGAUGCAGACAGUUGUCUGCAACAAACCAGGAAGUGCUCGAAAACUAGAGUUAAGGGUUAGACUAUUCUGUCGGAAUGUCCUACUUGAUCACUGGACACAUCGAAGUGAUUCUGCAUUUUGGUUAACUCGAAUUUUAAAGCCAUGGCCAAUGGUGAAUCAGGCAAGAUUGCUAUAUAUUAUCUUUGGACCAACAUCUCCUCAUGAUGGGCAGGUGAUUUGGCAGGAAAUGAUAGAAGGACCUACAGAUGAAUCUAGUCUGAAAGGUUUGGCUAAUGCCAUUAAGUUACUGUAUGACACAGGUGCCAAAGGCUGGACAGCAGAUGAUGUCAUCAGUCUUGUAGAUGAACUAUCAGUGGUUCCCCGGGAGUGGCUUCUGGAGAAUAAUGCACGCCUCCUAAUCCUGAGCGGGAACAACAUCUGCUUCACUUUCAUGGCCAGUAAAGCUGUAAAUGGACGAGCCGUUGAACUGGCAAGACUUGUAGUCUUUUUGGCUUUGGUGUGUGAGAAAGAGUUGUACUGCAUGGACUGGACAGUCAGAAUGAUGCAGAAAGUCUGCAAAGUCUUCAGCACUGCAGCAGAGAGGAAGAGCUUCCUGCAGAGCAUAGCAAAUGCUUUUGCCUGUGUCACGAUGGAAAUGCUGCAGCCUGUUAUGUCGGGAGAUCGCGAUGACGAUGACAGAGGCUUCCUGAAUCUGUUCCAUCUUCUCCAUGCUCAGGCGAACUUCCAUAAGGAGGUGCUGUAUCUGACCAUGAACGCUAUCUCUUCCUAAGUCAGGAAGCUUGUGUCCCUCUGGACUGGCAUUCAGGGGAGUGAUGCCUUUUCACAUCUAAGGAUAGCACCUAUGGGACUCUUGAGAAUCUAAUUAACCAGAAACUCAGUUGCACAAGACUUUACCUAUAACUGUUUCACUCUGAUUAUUACAAAAUAGCAGGCAGACCCAAGAAUAUAUUGCAACUUUUCUGGAAAACAAGUUCUGGCUCUUCAGGUCUUGGUAAAUGUAACAUCAAACCAAAUCAGAGUGUUAACUAUCCAAGAGUCGGCAGCUGGCUCACCCUAUCUAUCUGGCUCUUUGAAGCAAGAGCUAGCUCUGCCUUUUUAAGAGCAGAUCCGCAUUCAGUGACUAGUGCUCUCUGUUGCUUUGCUUACUUUGAGCAGAUACAGCCCACAUGUUCUCUAAGGAUUUGUAAUACUGACUUUUAGAAUGUACAUUAUGUAAGUCACAUUCUUUACCACCUUCUUAGCAUAUGGUUACAAAACAAUCUUAUAUUUCAUUUAUAUUUGUAUGAACUAAUAGAAAAAUUCAAAAUAAAUAUGUAUAGAUAAUAUAUAUGUAUAUUUAUAUAUGUAUAGACACAUGUUCAUAUAUUUCCUGCAAGACAAUCAUCCAAAAGGUCUACAAAUGGAGGAAGAUGUGUGUGUGUGUAUAAACUGUAGUUUUCAGAUAAUGGAAUCAUCUUGUAACUUCCCUGGGGAUUAGAGCAGAAAAUUGCAAGCAGAAGAAAAACAUAAUAGAAGUAAGCAGCUGUCCUGCUGCCAGAACAAUCUUUAUAAGUCACUUCUUUUCUUGUAAGACUUUCCUCCCAACCCCAGAAAGUGGGGCUGAUGACUGUAGAAUAUCCAAAGAGAGAGGGAACAGGGCAGGAGGAGAGAGAGAGUUUGUGGAUCCCCAGAAACUCUAGGCCCAUAUAGUCGACCAACCACCUCCCUUCACCUCCACUUACGUCAAAGUGGCUAUAAUGCAGGGGCCUCCUGUAGCUUUUCUUCUUCUCCACUCAAACCCAGGGCUUUGUGCAGCUAAGCAAGGACUUUGCCACUGAGUUUCCCCAACCCACACUCACCUUCCCACUCAAUUCUCAGAAGCUGACCUUCUUUCUUUUCCUCGGCAUACUGGGAGAUCAAGAAAUCACCUUCAGCAGGGGGGUAUAAAGAAAAUCCAUGAAUUUUAACAAAAGGCUCAGUGAACAUUUGAUAGUACUGAGGACAGUGAAAAUUGUGGAGAAAUAAAAAUUGUGAUAUCAGGAUUUUAUUAUGUCUCAAUAGCAGAAACACACUUAAUAUGGAAGGAUCAAAAUUGCCUUUUUGUUGUCUAAGUAUAAUUCUACUAGUGGGAAGAUUUUGGGGGCUUUUCCUCCAGAGUUUAUUUGAAGAUUUAGGGAGGGAAACAUUCUUGCUUUUGUUCUUCAUUUAAUUUUCUUCUGUUCAGCUGAAGAAUUGAUCUGUAACCAACAGCCUGGGCAGCCUGCAGUAACAGAAAGUGGUAGAGUACAAAGUAACACCUCAGAGUGGUUCAUUUUUUCCUCUAUCUAUGAUAGUCCCAUACCUACUUUGGAAAGAUGACUAAAUUUACUUAUCAAAACACUAGUGUUUUUAGGUUGACAUUUUCUUGGAAAGAAAGGGAGAAAAAAGGAAAUGUUAUUGGGAAAGGUAUUUUACUAUUUAUUUUAGGUUUCUUGAAUUACGGUUUCUCUACAUAUCCCUGGCUGUCUUGAAACACUAUGCAGACCAAGUUGGCUUUGAACUCACAGAGAUCUACCUGCUUCUGCCUCCUGAGUGCUGGGAUUAAAAUUGUGUGCCACCACAUCUAGGUCUAAAGAUCUUGAUAAGUAGAUAAUUUCAUUUUAGGAGGCUAAGAGUACUACAGGCUGCUCUUACAGAGAACCCAGUUCAGUCUCUAGCACCCACAUGGCAACUUAACACCAUCUGUAACUCCAGUUCCAGGGGAAACCUUGGCCCUCUUCUGGCCUGUACAGGCAUUUUAUACAUUGUGCACAUCCAUUCACUCAUCCAGUCAAAAUACCCAUACACAUAGAAUAAAUAUAAACCUUUUAAAAGAUAAUUUUCUUAGAGAAAGAAAUGUAUCAGUAUGAAGUUUGCUUUGAAUAAUGUAAGUCUCCACAAUUCAGAUAACUUACCAAAGAAGCAUGUUUUAAUUAAGACAAUUUAUUGUCUGUACUGGGAAUUGAACUCAGAGCCUCACACCUGCUAGAUAACUACUCCACUACUGAGCUAUCAUUCUGAUCAUUUAAAUUUUCUUAAUUUUUUAUUGGGAUUUGACUGCAUCUUUGUUGACAUAACUCAUUGCUAUAAAUUAUUUUAAAUUCAUGUAAUUUUGUUAAUCUUGGUUACUUUCCCCACUUCUGAGUUUAAAUCUGAAAGAAAAUUAAGCCAUGAAAACAGUAAUGGCCUUUCUUCUUCCUGAGACAGGGUUUUUCUGUGUAGCCCUGGCUGUCCUAGAACUUGCUCUGUAGACCAGGCUGGCCUCGAACUCAUGAGCUUCACCUGCUUUUGCCUCCCAAGUGCUGGGACUAAAGGUGUGCGCCACAAUUGUCUGGCUCCUUUUUUCUGUCUCUAAAAACUAAAUUGGCAAAUUCUUCAUCUAUUAAUAGAUAAAGUAAAUUUGGGAACAAAUUUGAAAUUUCCACAAUUCAGUGAUCUAGUUAUUGAUUUUGCUAAGUACAUUUGUCAUUAAAAAAAAAAGUGAUUUUGAGUUUUAAAGAGAGACAUUAAGGGGCUGAAGGGCUGGAGAGAUGGCUCAGUUGUUAAGAGCACUCACUGCUCUGGGUCCUGAGUUCAAUUCCCAUUCAAUUCCUAGCAACCACAUGAUAGUUCACAACCAUCUGCAAUGGGAUCCAAUGCCUUCUUCUGGUCUGUCAGAAGACAGUUACAGUGUACUCACAUACAGAAAAUAAAUCUUUAAAAAGAAAAAGAGAGAGACAUUAACUUGAAAAAGACAUUUGUAUAGCAAAUGUUUAAGUAACAGGCAGUCUAAUCACACACACAUACACACACACAAACACACAAAGUGGAACUUUUGAAAAUGAGUAGACUGUCAGGGCAGUGGUGGCGCAUGCCUUUAAUCCCAGCACUCGGGAGGCAGAGGCAGCUGGAUUUCUGAGUUUGAGGCCAGCCUGGUCUACAGAGUGAGUUCCAGGACAGUCAAGACUACACAGAGAAACCCUGCCUUGAGAGAGAGAGAGAAAGAAUGAGAAUGAAUGAGUAGACUGAAAUGCUAGAACUGGCUAGACUGGAGUUAACUAGAAUAGUCACAAAAACACGGUAAGCUUUCCAAUAAACAGAUAAUUUUUCCUGUCUUUUUCCAAAUCUUCUCAAGUUACUGUGAUCACUGGAGACCCAGGCUCCCAGAAUGUCUUUUCCUCUGUGUGUGGAUCUCCUUUUACUAGAAGGGAAAGCCAAUGACAUCACUGCACUGCUGUUAUUGUUAUUUCUGUACACACAACAUACCAUGUUGCCACUCAUUUUAGGAACUGAAGUUUAUAUCUUGUGAUGACUAUGUUAACUGUGAAAUGAUGCACUUGUAGCAGCACACUGUUGUGGUGAUGCCAUCUGUCCUCUUAGUCCCUAAGUGGUGGCGUGUGUGUUCCAGUGGCAAAGUUCAGCACUGUUCAUCCGGCACCAGCUUAGAAGUUCCUUAUCCUGUGCGCCUGGUCGACUCUGUUUGCACUCCUAGGUCUUUGUUAAUAACAGUUUAUUGCUAGGGGAACUGUUCACCUUUGGAGAACAGAGCAAGCAGGAGGUGCCCAGUAGAAGGUGUAAUGACAGAACCAGUUCAUGUCUGAAAAGUAAACACUACCCUCUGUGUGUGGUUAGCUUCAAGGUCAACAACCUCCUGGGAAUAGUACUCAGUCACGUGAUUGCAGAUUUGUACUUGCCCUUGACAGCCUCCUUUCGUACUGGAAACUGCAUUAGCACCCCACUAGCUGUGGGCAGUGUUAUCUCAAGCGCAUUGUGUUGUGCUAAACAUCUUUGAAAACUAAUAUUGUAUUUGUUCAACUUUAAUAUCUUAUUCAUUCUAAUAAAAUUAAGUUAAAAUUAA